UCGAUCUCUGAACACAGGAAAUUAAACUUGCACGAUCUCCGGCCAUGAAGCUCGCCGCCGCCCUCCUCGUCCUCUGUUUCCUCUGCUCGCUGCAGCAGCGGUCCGGCGCCCAAAGCUGCAAUGAUGCGGGCUUCUCCGACGGCAUGAGCUACGAGGUCUGCAACCCCCUCUCCGUCCUCAACUCCGUGCUCCAUUACACCUACCACGCGUCGAACGGCACCGUCGACAUCGCGUACCGCGCGUGGCAGUCCGCCAGCGGGUGGGUCGCCUGGGCCAUCAACCCCGACGGGGUAGGCAUGAUCGGCGCCAACGCGUUCCUUGCCUUCCACAACGGAAGCUCUGUCAUGCUCUACACCACCGUGUUCACCAACACAAACCCCGCGCCGUCGGACAUCACCGACGGGAACCUCACCUUCACGGUGCACAGCCGGAUGGCGGAGUACUCCUCCCCCGGCGGGUACUACACCAUCUACGCCUCGUUGGAUCUCCCUAGGAACCGGACGUCGCAGAGCACGGUGUGGCAGGCGUCCACCUCCUUCAGCGGCAGCGUGCCGUUUGGCCACGCGUAUACGGGGAACAACAUCAUAUCGACGUCGACGAUGAAUUUUCUGUCCGGCCAGUCGACUUCCGCAGGAGGGAUACCGAGGCUCCACCGGAAGAACAUUCACGGCGUGGUGAACGCGAUCAGCUGGGGAAUUCUCCUCCCCAUCGGAGCCAUCAUAGCGAGGUACAUGAAGGUGUUCAAGUCCGCCGAUCCCGCUUGGUUCUACCUCCACGUCGCCUGCCAGUGCUCUGGCUACAUCAUCGGCCUCUCCGGCUGGAUUCUCGGCCUCCAGCUCGGCAGCGACUCCAAGGGAAUCACAUACCACAAGCACCGGAACCUCGGCAUCGCCAUCUUCACCCUCGCCACCGUGCAGGUGUUCGCCUUGUUCCUGAGACCGAACAAAGAUCACAAGCACAGACUCUUCUGGAACAUCUACCACUACGCGAUCGGAUACGGCGUCAUAGUCAUGAGCAUCGUCAACAUCUUCGAGGGCUUCGACAUCCUGGACCCCGAGAAGAAGUGGAAGAACGCUUACAUCGCCAUCAUCGCCACCCUCGGCGCCGUCGCGCUUGCGCUGGAGGCCGUCACCUGGCCCAUCGUCAUCAUCAGGAGGAGCAGCGACGACAAGGCUCCCCAUGCCGGCCAUGGCGAAAACGGCUACGCUUGAAGCCAUAGCUGCAUCGAUCAGCUCGGUGUAGACAUACGAUAGAGAAGACGACCUCCAUACUUUUGAUCGCCGCUGCUUAUUGUUUAGAGAUACAGAUACCUUUGGAGAUUAGUCAGUUGUAGGGUUCUUAUUCUUUUUGCAGAGAGAUGGCUUCAGCCAUCAUCGGCCAUACUUAUGCCUGUACACUACACGAUUUAUUUCUAUUCUUCUUCUUGAUCUUA
This is a messenger RNA of Zingiber officinale, 1432 nucleotides long. Its product is annotated as cytochrome b561 and DOMON domain-containing protein At5g47530-like. NCBI's taxonomy places the organism in Eukaryota, Viridiplantae, Streptophyta, Magnoliopsida, Zingiberales, Zingiberaceae. The record is from RefSeq and is a predicted model, not a curated record. The coding region runs from base 45 to 1211 and encodes 388 amino acids. The transcript has 3 exons.